AUGGGAAGAUGGGAUGUAGUGCUUCCAUUCCUGGCUCCCGGCCGCGGGGCGGUUCCGUCAGGCAGCCGACGCACCAGAGUGGAAGAGUCGCCAAGAUCGUACUCACCGAGUUCGUCAUCGGGCUCUGCCUUGCCAAGAGCUGACGAUGAUUCGGAGCUCCCGAACGUGGAGGACAUCUAUGAUUUGCUGACCUCAGACCUGGCAGAUGUGGAAGAUAGGCUUCGGAGGAAAUCCAGCAAUACUGCUUUGACUGCAAAGGAGGAGAAGCUGCACAACUUGGUCCGGGUGGAGCUAGGUGAGCGGCGCAGUGUGGAGGAGAUUGGCUUGGCACUGAUUGGCGGGCGCUUCGACCUGGCAAAUGUGCCAGGUCUGGACGGCAGAUCACGUCGAGCAUCACCCGUCCAAGAUGGUGCAGAGGUUUGGACUUUGCCAGAUGCGAAAUCUCCUUCAUCAUCAUCUUCCAGGUCGACUGUGUCGAUGAAGGUCGCUUCUCCACUGCCCGACGCAAGCCUUGAUUUGCGUCAGCGGUUUCCCGAGUUGCCACCGAGGUUGAGCAUGGCUGCUGCACAGCAGGCAUCCCACUCUCGGCCCUCGCAGGCAUUCAAGCCAACACCUGUCAACUUUGACUUCGUGAUCGGCACAAGCUCGGUCAAGAAGAAGGCACCAAAGCGCAAGCCGAAAGAGCAGAAGGAAUCCAACGAUCCUCAGAGAAAGGCCGCACCCAAGAAGCGCGAAGCCUUGGGCCCGAAAGCGCCAAAAGGUUUACCGCGACCAAGGGGUCGAAGCACGAAUCCUGCAGCGCAGAAGCAGAAGGACGAGAUGCCAGCCAAAGGGUAUCCAAAGCCUGCAGAAGUUGCAUCGGAAACAGCAGGAGGUGAGGGUACGAAAGAAGGAGAAGAGCCGGACGAGGAGGACCUGGAGGAACCGGAGGGGCCGGAGGAGCCCAGGAGCAGAACUUCGGUUGAAGCUCAGAGUUUCGUUUCAGAGACGUUCCAGGAAGACCAGGCCAGAUCUGAAGGGCAAAGUGUGGAGAGAGCAGAGGCCCAGGCGGCGGCAGAGGACAUGGAGUGUGGCGAUGACAGUGAGAACGAGAAGGGGAAAGAGCAGGAAAGCGCGGAUGAAGAGGCUGGAGGCGACGCAGAGGUCGCAAAGGAUGCAGAGAUUGCGGAGCCGCAGGUGUUCACUGUAGAAGUACCAGAGACAUCAGAGCAGGCCGGGAGUUCGACAGCGAGGUCGGGCGAGCACCAGAAGCCGGACCAUGAAGAGAAUGAAGACAUGCAGUCCCGAAUGCAUCUGGAAGGAUCACACGAUGACGAAGGACUGCAUGCCGAAGAACAGAAAGGGCCAAGUGCAGACGAGGACUCGCCCACGUCCAGCCACAGCAGCUGUCCGUCCAAGCAGUCUGGAAGAGGACUUCCUCCUUCCUUUGCGGAGUCAAGGCCAGACGAGAGCCCUGUCUGCAGCGAGACCGAGAAUAUUCAGCCAAAGAGUGCGAUGCCCUACAUCUCACGUGACAACUCCAGACCGGCUUCCGCAUCACCAUCCGGCACGGUGCGCCAUGAGCCGGAGAAGACGUUCUCCCUCGAUAACGAAGCGCUCAGCACAACAGCUGGCCAUGCUGCCAAUGUGCCCGGCCCGUCGCCCCGAGGCGAAGCUCUUUGCAAGGAGACCAGCUCCAAGUGCGAAAAGAUCCAGAAGACUCGGAAGCCACCCCUACCUCACGAUGCGCUCAGAGCACAGGCGAAGAGCAUCACAAGCAGGGCCAAUGAACUUGAGUACGUGGGACUUGACCCAAAGUUGGUCGAGACUGGUGCAAUCAGGAAGUACCAUGAAGUGUUCCAAAACUUCACCGACAUCUUUAGCUGGGGACGAUCCCAGGAGGUGGUGCCCCAGAGGGAGCGAUAUCUUCGAGAGUCCCUGCAGUUGUUCUCUCAGUUCUGUAACAUCAUUGGUUCCUUGGAAGUGCAGUUUGCCACGAAGUUUGGCCCGGCUGAUCACUCUACGCCCAAUGCGACACACCAGGCCUUGAAUGCAAUGGCCUCUCGUGGUGCAGGGCUCUACGGUGUCUUCCUGAAGGGCAUCAUCGACAAGAUGGAUGCCGACGCCUGCACUGUGCCUAGACCACUGCCAGUCGAGACUGAUGUUUACUCGUUGCGUUACUACAAGGUCGUGCAGAACCGCACGGAGGUUUACGACAUUGUGACUCGCGUCUUCCACCGGAAGGACGGUUGGGAGGAACUCCCGCACGGACUUGGUCUUUCCAACGCCUGGAACCUGUGCUGGACAUGGAGCAAGCCAAAACUGGACUACUCUCGUUUGUGUGUCUGGCAGAAGGUCAACCAUUUUCCCGAGAACAAGCACUUGACUCGCAAGGACUUCCUGAAGAGAUGCAUCGACAGGUACACGAGAACAGGUGGAAAGUUGGGUCAGUACUUCAACAUCUGUCCGAAGACCUUCGUACUUCCGAAAGAGUAUUGCCUGUUCAUUGAGUGCUUCACCAAGAUCGCUGAGGAGAACGGUGAUUUGGAGGGCAGUAGCCCUCCGCGUGGACUCAAGGUCCCGAAUAUGUGGAUCAUGAAACCUGCCGGCAGCAGUCGUGGCAGAGGAAUUCAGGUUAUCAACGACGUGGGUGCUGUCCACUACGGUGAGCUUACAAUUAUCCAGCAAUACAUCAGUGAUCCGUUCCUUUUGGGCGAUUUCAAGUGGGACAUGCGCACAUAUGUGACUGUGACGUCUUUCAACCCGUUGGAGGCGUUUGUUUACAAAGAUGGCUUCGCUCGAUUCACAACGGUCCCGUACAACACCAGUUCCGAUGACAUCGACAACAAGUUCGUGCAUUUGACGAAUUCGUCUAUACAAAGGCACAACGAAGAUCAGUUCAUGCAGAGUGAUGACAACAGCAGAGACAUGACUCGGCGAGAAGAGGCAAUACUUGGAGGAACGAAGAUUUCGUUUCCAAUGCUUCGAGAGCGGCUGGAAGCAAUGGGAGUUGAUUGGGCUACAGUGUGGGCGAAGAUGGUCGAGGUAAUUCUGAAGUCCUUGUGCAUGGCGGAGGAUUUCAUUCCGAACCAGGUGAACUCGUUCGAGCUUUUCGGCUAUGACCUGCUGAUGGACUCGAAAAUGAAGGUGUGGCUCAUUGAGGUGAACUCUUCACCUUCCAUGGGCCAGGAGCAUUUGCUAGAUGAGCACGUCAAGCAGCCUCUCAUUGGCGAUACCAUUGACUUGGUUGAGCCGCUGGAAUUUGACAGGCGUAGGCUGGCGGAGGUUCUGCACCGCCGGGUUGAGCGCAAAGCCGCAACAGGAGCAACGGGUGGCCGGCAGCAGUUGGACAUUGACCUUCAUGCGGUGCUGAAAGGGCAGCUUCCCAGGAAGUAUGGUGACAUGCCACAAUACAUGGGCAAUUACGAGCGAAUUGCACCAAGCGAAGCUUGGGACAGCAUGGUUCGAACGAGGAGCCUUUUAUUCAACCGGGUUGGGUCCUCGAACUGA
Molecule: messenger RNA, 3489 nt
Organism: Symbiodinium sp. CCMP2456
Lineage: Eukaryota; Dinophyceae; Suessiales; Symbiodiniaceae
Source: the annotation of a GenBank genome assembly